Molecule: messenger RNA, 1936 nt
Organism: Diaporthe batatas
Lineage: Eukaryota; Fungi; Ascomycota; Sordariomycetes; Diaporthales; Diaporthaceae
Exons: 5
Coding region: 226-1887 (553 amino acids)
Molecular function (GO): zinc ion binding
Source: RefSeq, a predicted model, not a curated record
GACGGCUCAAGGGACUCGCCAGAAUCUUCGAAAAAAAAAACACGGUGUGGCUAUGCAAUCACAGGAUACAUGAACGGCAGAAGCAGCGCGUUAUAGAGAUCAAAGCUUUCGCACCUGGUUUGAACGUGCGAGUCUGUCGACAUCACGCGAGUUUCACAGCCCAAGAAGGCCCAGAUCAUCACCAAAGUUGGAGGCGUUGAGUCUACAUAGCGGCGCUCACUGAUCAUGGGCCUCCACGACACCUUCGACUUCGACGAGGCUGCCUACCGCGCCAAAUGCGCAGAGCGGCCGACCCUCAAGCUCCAGGAGGAGGAGAUCAGGAAGCUCCGGCAGCACUUCGCCGCGAGCGCCUCGAUGGGCAUCGGCCUGAGCCACGCCGUCGCGACGGCCGGGCUCACGCUGGGCGUGUCGGCGUUCGCGCUGCGGCGGUACUACGUGGCCAAGGAGAAGCUGGCCAUCAUCCGGGAGGAGCUCACGAGGCGCGGCGUGCCCCUGCACGACAUGAGCAAGCGCGACGCCUUCAUCCCGCUCGGCACGGCGGCGGUGGGCCUGGGCGUCGGCGCGGGCAUAGGCCACCUCGUCGGCGGCGCCAUCGCCGCGCCCGACGUCCCCGUGCCGGGCCCCCACGGCGGGAGCCUGGCGAUGCAGUACAUCCAGGGGGACCCCGAGGCGGCGGCCCACGGCUUUGCCGAGGGCAUCGCGGCGCAGGCGGACGCCGUCGGCCAGGCCGCCCACGGCGCGCUGCUGGGGCACGGUGUCGAGCAGGUCGUCACCGCGACCAGCGCCGAGGGCGUCACGGGCCAUGCUGUUGGCUAUGCGGCGGGCAUCAUGGCGGCCAAGAAGAUGGAGGAGAUGCUUGCCGAGUGUAUCGGCGAGACUGUCUUUGCGUACGCCAUGGAGAAGCUGCUGGACCCGGAGAUCAAGAUCGAGCUGAAGCUCAAGGGGAAGUGCACCAGGUUGCAGGGCCCCCUGGGGCAGUUCUGCCGAGGUUGUGGCGAGUCCAUCAGGCACGGGAAAUUCGCACAUUGUUGUAAGGAGACAGACGACUUUGAUCUCUGCCUGAAAUGUCGCGAGGGAGGCACCUCGUGUGAAUGUACGGAUCAGCAGAUGCAGACAAUGCAGAAGUCCGUUGCCGGUGACGUGCUUGCGUCCGAGAAGGGAGACGCGAGGAGGCGGCUUGCAAACGUGGCAGAGCUGCGGUGCGCUCCCUGCCAGAGACUGAUCACCCAGGGCCGCUACUAUUAUUGCCCUGAAUGUAGCGACGAUACAGAUCUCGACAUGUGUGAAGACUGCUACCGCCAGGGGAAAACAUGUCACUCCCCUGACACUCACAGGCUAUACGUGUAUCUCAGAGCCAAUGUCGACAGGCCACAUCCGGACUUUGCUACAGAUGGAAUUUCCUGCACGGGGUGCGAGGUAAAGAUAAAGCAGGGGCCCUUUUAUUUCUGCGAAAAGUGUGGCGAGAAUGCUGGCAUUUGCGACCGUUGCUACGAAAUGGACAAGAGGUGCAAAGAUACAGAGCAUGUUUUGACACGUUAUGUGAUCUACAAGGGUGAAAAGUCCAUAUCGAAACAGUUCACCGAAAAGGAUUGCUGUCAAUUCUGCAAGGAGCAACUGGGAGAAGGUGUUUUCUACUGUUGCUCAAAGUGCAACAAAGGAUGUUAUGACGUCUGCAGUAAAUGCUACAUCAGGGGAGCAGGCUGCCAAGACAGGAGUCAUGGUCUUCUCAGGUGCACGCCAGCUGGACCGGCAAAACAGCCCAAGGAUUACCUGAAGGAAUUGUUCAGCGAAAACAGCAAGGAACAGGUCAAAGGCUACCUGAAUGACACAAAAGGCUACCUGAAUGAGACAAGAAGCAGAAUGAAUAUCCUGCAUAGAAAGGCAUGAGCAGCGGGAGAUAUUCAUGGCUCCGGAUAACAAUUGAUGUGUGUCCAAG